Messenger RNA from Heterostelium album PN500, 1575 nucleotides. RefSeq lists its product as uncharacterized. The transcript is spliced from 7 exons. NCBI's taxonomy places the organism in Eukaryota, Evosea, Eumycetozoa, Acytosteliales, Acytosteliaceae. Gene Ontology annotation, molecular function: tubulin-glutamic acid ligase activity; tubulin binding. The coding region runs from base 1 to 1575 and encodes 524 amino acids. Gene Ontology annotation, cellular component: cilium. Gene Ontology annotation, biological process: microtubule cytoskeleton organization; protein polyglutamylation. The record is from RefSeq and is a predicted model, not a curated record.
AUGUUAGAUUCCAGUAGUAAAAGUUUUAAUACUCUAGUCGACCAAUCCUCACUUAAUUCUUUUGAAGAUAGAAAUAAACCCAAGAAGAAUUCUACUAUUUUGAAGAAUGUAGAUUUAAAUGAUGAUUCAAAACUCAUUGAAUUGUACGGAAAAUGUGAAACCAAAUUUGCUUUUAUAGUAUGGAAAUCAUCUAUGCAUAUACCUUGGGUAUGGCCAGUGACAGCCCCAGAAAAAACAGAAGAAGAAAUGAAUAAAGAUGAACUAAUUUCAUAUAAUUGGACAAAGAGAAGACUUUUCCAUGAAGUAUUGGAAGAAAGAUCAUUCCAUUUAGUCUCCACUAUAGAUGGAACAUAUGACUUGAGAUUCAUCAUUUCAUUAGCUAAUACAGAAAAAGAAGAUUUUCCAAAUGAUUUAUAUAGUAGAUUUGAUCGACUUCAUAAUAUCAACAGAUUUCCUCAGAUGACAUUAAUCAAUACCAAACAUUCUUUGGCUAGAAGUAUCAAAGCAAUGUCAGAAAGAUUUGGUGAAAAAGACUUCUCAUUCCACCCAAACACAUUCAUCCUUCCUGAAGACUAUCAAAAAUUACAGCAAUAUUCUAAAGAGAAUCCUGAUGUCCUAUUCAUUAAGAAACCAAAAUUUGGUGGAAAAGGAAUUGAAAUCAGUUUGUAUUCAAAUUCUCAAGAAAUUGAAAAUGAUUCUAAAUAUGUUGUUCAAGAGUAUAUUUCAAAUCCAUGUUUAAUAAAUGGAAAGAAAUUUUCAUUCAGACUCUAUGUCUUAAUAACAUCUCUGAACCCACUAAUAUUGUAUAUUCAUAAUGAUGGUGUAAUAAAAUUUGGAAAAUCAAAUUUUAGUAAUGAUAGAAAAACAUUCACUGAAGACUAUAUUUCCAAUCAUGUCACCAAUCAUCCUUCUAAUACAGCUCCUUCUACGGAGUUCAGUUCAGAUUUUAAAGAGGAUGAUGUUGGUAGAAGAUGGAGUGUCAAAGCAUUAUUGAGGUAUCUAGAUAAAAACAAUAUCUAUCCAUCUGAUCUCCUAUGGAGUAAGAUCAAGGAUGUUGUUGCCAAAACUAUUUUCAGUGUUGAAUUGGAUGUUCUAUCUAAGACAAAUGAAUUGAUGAAAUCGGAAUCAAAUGGAUUCCAACUUUUGGGACUAGAUAUUGAUCUAUUAGACAAUUUUCAACCAAUAUUCAUUGAGGGGAAUGUAAAUCCUCUAUUAGGUUCAGCUAUACCGCCAUUUGAAAACUAUCACAAUUUGCAAGUAAUCAGAGAUACAUUUGACUUGAUUGGUCAUACCGUUUACAAUUCGACAACAAUGAAAGAAGACAUCAAAACUAGACUAUUACAACAAAAAGCAGAGUUGAUUGUUAAGCAAUCAAAGAAUAUUAAACAUCUUGAUGAACAAUCACUAGAUAAACUUGUACAAUAUGAAUUUGAGAAUAUACACCGUGCCAACUAUGAAUUGAUCUACCCAACCAAAGAAUCAAUUGAUACACUCUCAAAAUUUCAUCUUAACAAAGAGAGUAUCUUGAAUCAGGUGUUACAUCGUUAUGUAAAGAGUGAUGGUAAUGAUUAUUGA